AUGUUUCUCAGUGAAAAUGAGUUCAUGCAAGUUCUGCCCAAUUUUAUCGCUGGGGACCUGUACCUGGGGAAUAUGACUUUGCCGGUGUCGUUGAGGAUCCGAAUGGCUUUAUAUCUCCAGGACUCAGCACUGCAAGGGCUCGUCAACGUCGGGGACUUCAAGGCGGGACAAACCGUACUCAUCAACGGCGGUAGUUCAUCCGUCGGCUCCUAUGCUAUCCAAAUCGCCAUAGCACACGGUGCUUCUCGCGUCGUUGCGAGCACUGCAGAAAAAAACGACGAGUUUGUCAGAAGUCUUGGGCGGACGAGGUUGUCGAUUACGCCAAACAGCCUUUACACGAAUGCUUCGACGCGAAUCCUCCCUCGCCGAAAUUCCAUGUCAUCUUGGAUGCUGGACCCUUCGUUGUUUACGCAUAGCCCAUCGUAUCUGGCACCGGGUGGGACGUUCGUUUCAACCGGUUCAACACAAGGACUUCGUCCUCUGGGACAGAACCUCAAGACUAUUUGGGCUAUAAUACGGCCUGGGAGGGACUCCUCGCACAUACCGGCUUGGGACUACGUUGCCGUCCAGUAA
Molecule: messenger RNA, 573 nt
Organism: Guyanagaster necrorhizus
Lineage: Eukaryota; Fungi; Basidiomycota; Agaricomycetes; Agaricales; Physalacriaceae
Exons: 4
Coding region: 1-573 (190 amino acids)
Source: RefSeq, a predicted model, not a curated record